Molecule: messenger RNA, 1267 nt
Organism: Myripristis murdjan (pinecone soldierfish)
Lineage: Eukaryota; Metazoa; Chordata; Actinopteri; Holocentriformes; Holocentridae
Gene: tomm20a
Product: translocase of outer mitochondrial membrane 20
Exons: 5
Coding region: 87-527 (146 amino acids)
Biological process (GO): protein import into mitochondrial matrix; intracellular protein transport; protein targeting
Cellular component (GO): mitochondrial outer membrane translocase complex
Molecular function (GO): transmembrane protein transporter activity
Source: RefSeq, a predicted model, not a curated record
UCCGGCGUCACUUCCUUAGCAGCCUGCUAGCUAGCCGUGCAGUUCGCUAGCGAGCUGCGUGACUUCGGCCGGCCGUGGUUUGAGGUAUGAUGGGCGGGAGGACGAGCACGCUGGUGGCCGGGGUGUGCGCGGCCGUCGUCGUCGCUUACUGUAUUUACUUUGACAGGAAACGGCGGAGCGACCCCAACUUCGCCAAAAAGCUACGAGAACGCAGGAGAAAGCAGAAUGCCUCCAAACAGAAGGCCGGACUGGCAAAGCUGCCUGACCUGAAGGACGCAGAGGCUGUGCAGAAGUUCUUCCUGGAGGAGAUACAGCUGGGAGAGGAGCUGCUGUCACAAGGAGACUAUGAGAAGGGCGUGGAUCACCUGACCAACGCCAUCGCGGUGUGCGGCCAGCCUCAGCAGCUGCUGCAGGUCCUCCAGCAGACGCUGCCGCCUCCCGUGUUCCAGAUGCUGCUCACCAAACUGCCCACCAUCAGCCAGAGAAUUGUGAGUUCUCAGUCCUUGGCAGAAGAUGAUGUUGAAUGAGUGUGUGUGUGUGUGUGUGUGUGUGUGUGUGUGUGUAUGUGAGAGAGAGAGCGAGGGGGGCACAGAGACCAGAAUCUGGUGGUAUUAUCGUCCCGAUAAGGGAUUUCACAUACUAAUAUGUGACACAUAUUUAGUGUGUAUACCCACUGGUGUGUGUGUGUGUGUGGGUGUGUGUGUGUUUGAGCGAGAGAGAGAGAGAGGUGAAGACCAUCUGAACCCGUCGUGUGGACACUCAGGUGACAGCAACCCCUCUAUAACGCUAAUCGUAACAAACAACGUUACUGUGGUAAAUGUUUUUGUCCGUCUCGGAAACGUCUAACACAUUCCAUAUUUCCAUUUUUCUCAUCCUGUUUUGACCAGCUCAUUUUUUUCUCGGCGCUUGUCUUUACUCCUUAUUUCCUGAAGUAAACAUGAUUUUUUUCUCUUUUCUAUACUGUUAUAUACUAAAUAAAAUCAAGAUUGUCCGUGUUGAUACGUUUAUUUCAGAUGUUUGACAGAUUUCUGUGCAAUUAAUGUGAGAGGAAUUGUAGCAGUGCCUACAUUAAUCAAGUAUUUGAGAGAAGAUUGUUUUUUUUUUUUUCCAUGCAGGUCAUAUCUGUGUUUAGAGUCUUUGUGGUGUUGUCACUGUGUUGAUGCUGAUUGUUUUGACAUGUACAAUAAAUGUUAUUUUUAUAUUCCUGACUGGCAUAUCAGGAGAUAUUUUUGUGUGUCAAAUCCCUCAAUAAAACAAUGAAAUCACA